AUGACCGAGGAUGGCAACGAGACGCCUGCUGAGAGGACACAAGGUCUGAACGCGAAUGGGAAGAGGCCAUUGGAAGCGACGUCUUCGUCCAGAAAAGCAGACAAAGCGAAGCGCGUUCGUGUCUCCAGAGCGUGUGACCAGUGCCGAGCUGGACGGGAGAAAUGCGACGGUGCUCAGCCCACGUGUCACACUUGUGAGACGCAGAGCCGAACGUGUACCUACCAUGAGCAGCCCAGGAAGAGAGGCAUUCAGCCGAACUAUAUCAGGACGCUGGAGCUGACAUUAGCAUGGAUCUUGCAGCGCUUCCCUGACAGUGAGAAUCAGCUUUCGCAGCGACUUCCUAGGACGCACGAGCCGGCUCAUAGGGUGAUAUCUUUCAAAGAUGCUGUUGCGGCAGAAGUUCUCCAUGCAACAUGGAGGAGCGGCAUCAUCAGCAGACAGAUCGAGCAGCUCCUCUCUGGAAGCGAUAUCGACAUUCCCCAGGCCAGCAGCUCGAGGGAUCUGACUACUGCUUCUUACCAGUCGCCGCCCCUCUCAGUGCCUAGUGAUAAUGCGGCCUUUCAAUCGGAGCAUCAGGAGAUCACUACAACUAGUGAUGCCAACGUCUUACCUAGCCAACAUCUACACGCGAGGGACCUCCCCCCUGCCCGCUCACUUGUUCUGCCCCAGGAUUCAUGGGCUCUGCUGGAACACUACUUUACCUUCACCCAGACCUGGCUGCCAAUAACGGAGAAGCACGAUAUUAUGAGAUUGAUGUAUAGCUUUCCAGCUGAAGGCUUGCCUAUGGCAGAAGCCCGUGCUGCGGAAUAUGCCGAGUUAUGGAGCAUCAUGGCCUGGUCAGCGUUCGGUAUCGGGCCACAGUCUGGCACCAGUUUCGAACAGUGUCACAGCAUUGCCAAAGCACUCAUCCCGACGAACGAUGGACUUCAGUUGGGCCAUGUCAAAGCACUGCUUAUACUCGGCGUUAUCGAACUCGCCAGAAGUUCCUAUCUGGCUGCGUGGCUCACUAUCGGGUCUGCUGUCAGGGUUCUCACGCAUUACCAGUCCGGCCAAGGUCUCGGAUUCGCACUCGGAGGGACUCGUGUCAAGCAUACAGUAUUGGCGGCAUUUCUGCUGGAGCAAGUCGUUGCUUCGCACACCGGAGCUGUCGGGCACCUCAAGCAUGACAAUGUGCGAGCUCUCGGACUGCUUGUUGAAGACGGUCUAGAAGAGUGGGAGCCUUGGAACGAUCCGGCUGCAAGCUCAAGCUCGACGCCAGCGAAAUCCCCUGCAAGAUCGAUAAGCACGUUCAAUGCCCUUGUACGUCUUGCUUUGAGUGCUACGGCAAGAGAUGCUGGAGCCGGGCAAAUCCCUCCAGCGCCGAGCGGCCUCGGUGUAGUGUCCAUUCUGUUGCGCAAUGCGACUGCCGCCAAUAGUAGACUACAUCCAAUGAGGGUAUUGGCUGCUAAGGGAAUGGACCACACCCCAAGCUUUCAGGACAGUCCCACAGAGAGCAUGCACCAGGCAGGGUCCUUGUCUGUGCAGCAUCAUGGCCGCACGACCCCUUCUCCAGCAGCAGGAUGGGGCCCCCGACCAGCAAUUGUCGGUGAUGCAUCCUCUGAACAGCACUACCCGUUCAUGAGCAUUCCAAACGAAGCAGCGGAACCUUUUGCUGCCAAUGGACCAGCUCAAACAGCGACGUCUGCAGGCAUAUCAGACCCAUGGACAAGUAAUACUGGUUCUCAGGCAGGUGAUCCAUACAGCUUCCAGGCGGGUAGCAUUGACCAUGCCGCCACUGGCGGCGGAGAUAUCUUCGAAGAGCUCGCUAUGCUGGAGAGAACAGACUCUACACACAACCCAAAUUUCAUGCAGAACCUCGGGUUCGGGCCAGAUCUGGACUUGGCUGAGUUCUUUGGUGCUGACGUCUACCAGCCAUCAGAUCCAUUACUGGGUUACAUGCAGCCGGAAAGCCUCGGCGACAUGCCACAAGACUUUGGUGGGACGACAGAGGGUGCAGGUUGA
Molecule: messenger RNA, 2001 nt
Organism: Fulvia fulva
Lineage: Eukaryota; Fungi; Ascomycota; Dothideomycetes; Mycosphaerellales; Mycosphaerellaceae
Product: Quinic acid utilization activator
Exons: 2
Coding region: 1-2001 (666 amino acids)
Biological process (GO): DNA-templated transcription; positive regulation of transcription by RNA polymerase II
Molecular function (GO): DNA binding; zinc ion binding; DNA-binding transcription factor activity, RNA polymerase II-specific
Source: RefSeq, a predicted model, not a curated record